ACCAAAUUGAUAUACUAGUAUUUAGUUAACCUCUGAAAACGUAUAAGUCCUGCUGGUAUGCGUUUGAUCCUUUUUAUCGUUUCCAAAGAACAUACAAAACUGGAAACACCACGGAAGAACGAGCAUAAUUUACACUCGAAGCGUCGUGAACUCUUCAAUAUUACUCGUUUGAUAGUUAUGGAUCGACUUAUAUUCCAUCUUUUAAUAGGACAAUAUGAAAGAUCUUCCAUUUAAGCUUUCUUAACAAUUCUUGUUUGAUAAACAUUAGAUCUGUUUCCAAGCUUCUAAAACAACAUUAAAUCAAACACCAUCAUGGAUACAAAAUCACUAGCAAAAUCAAAGAGAGCACAUACACAGCAUCAUAAGAAGCAUCAUCAUAAUCAAAAGGCAAAAGCUACCACCACCUCUACAGGAGCUUCUAUCACACUCAAGCCACCAGGGAAUGUAGUUAAAGAACAACCCCGCCAAUCUCAUUUCUCACCUUCACUCCCCUCUAAUUGGGACCGAUAUGAAGAUGAAGAUGAUCCCAUGACCAAAAGUCAAAUACAUGGUCAAUCUAGUCAACAAAGUGAUAUAGUUUUACCUAAAAGUAAAGGUGCAGACUAUGCUUACUUGAUUUCUGAAGCUAAAUCCCAGAAUUCAACAAGGUUUUCUUCAGAAAUCUUUCCAUCUUUUGAUGAUUUUGUUUCUGAUUUUGAUCAGGGGAAAGACUCCUUUCUUGGUGUAAGAGGAGAAAGCUUGCUAUCAACAAUUCAAAAUGAUAGUUUCUUUGUGGAUGAUAAGACACCUGCAAACUACGAGGCUUCAUUUCUAUCACUCAAUUUGCAUGCUCUUUCGAAACAGCUUGCAAAAAUAGAUUUACCAAAAAGGCUUUUUAUGGAACCCGAUUUAUUCCCUCAAGAUAUGUAUUCUGAAAGAGAACAGGAACUGGAACCGGAACCGGAACCAUCCAAACCCACCACGAGCCACAAUGGUGUGAACCCAAUGGUGGACCCCACACCAAACCCAAGUGAGAUUCAAUCAAAAUUUGAACCGAAAACAGCUGAACUUGAACUCGAUAUGUUGUUGGAUUCUUUUGUGCAUGCUAAUUUGAAGGAAAAGAAAGAAAAAUCAAGGAAAGAAGAAAGUGUAGCAUUUGAUAUUGAUGACCUACUUAAGGAAACGUCUACUCCGGUUGAAAUUGGAAUUUUAUCGGAGACUUCCGGAAUUGUGUCCAAUCCCAAAUCUGAACUGCUUGAUGAUUUUGAUUCAUGGUUGGAUACAAUUUGAUUGUUUUUAUUUUUAUAGAAAAAAAUAUGUAGAAUAUGAAGAAAUAACCAUGGGUGUUGCAUUUGGAUGAGUUAUCUGUCAUUAUGUGAUUUUGGUUUGUUUUUAAAUCGGGAAAAACGGACCUUGGAUUUGAAUCUGCAUGGAACUUCGUAUUGUGUUUGUUACAUGAGACAUAAAGGUCAUUAAUAAUGAGGAUGACUGGAUGAGAAGGAAAGUGUAAUUUAGUGGUAUUAAACUGUUUUAGUCUCUAAUGAAUGUCAAAUGCACCUUAUUUGUCUUAUGCUUAACAAAAAUGUGCAGAGAAGGGUUG
Messenger RNA from Lactuca saligna, 1579 nucleotides. NCBI's taxonomy places the organism in Eukaryota, Viridiplantae, Streptophyta, Magnoliopsida, Asterales, Asteraceae. The record is from the annotation of a GenBank genome assembly.